Messenger RNA from Anguilla rostrata (American eel), 2330 nucleotides. RefSeq names its product signal peptide, CUB and EGF-like domain-containing protein 3. Gene Ontology annotation, biological process: signal transduction. The transcript is spliced from 16 exons. The annotation marks the transcript as partial. The record is from RefSeq and is a predicted model, not a curated record. Gene Ontology annotation, cellular component: cell surface. NCBI's taxonomy places the organism in Eukaryota, Metazoa, Chordata, Actinopteri, Anguilliformes, Anguillidae. Gene Ontology annotation, molecular function: calcium ion binding.
CAUCUCUCCUCCCCCUUCCUCUUCUCGUCUCUCUCUCUCUCUCUCUCUCUCUCUCUCUCUCUCAUAUAUUGAAAUUGGUUGGGGUCGAACAUGAUCACAGAACUCUGUCUCCUGAGCUGCACAUAGACGGGCACCUCUCACUACCCGAGCAUUUGAAACAAAAUAGGCUAAAUAAACGAGAGGAACACUCAGCCCCGAGUAGGGAUUAAAAGAAGAGAGGAAUAUUCACUCUAUUACUGAGCCCUCAAAAGAUAUCGUUCGCUUGCUCUUGCUUAACGCCUUGCAUACAGAGAGUAUUUUUAAUCUAUGCAUGUAAUAUGUAUACGCACAUUAUAAUGCGCGCUAGCAUUGGAUUAGUAGGUUUCUGCCUGGUUGCCUUUGUCCAACAGCCAGCUCGCGCGUUGGGAAGCAAAUCUUCUCAAGAUGUGGACGAGUGCGCUGAAGCGCUGGAUAACUGCAGCAUCGACGCCAUCUGCCAGAACACCCUGAAGUCGUACAAAUGCAUCUGCAAGUCGGGCUACACGGGCGACGGCAAGCGCUGCGGAGACAUCGACGAAUGCGAGAGUGAGUACAACGGGGGCUGCGUGCACGAGUGCAUCAACAUCCCGGGGAACUACAGGUGCACCUGCUACGACGGCUUCCGCCUGGCGCACGACGGCCACAACUGCCUGGACGUGGACGAGUGUUCGGAGGGGAACGGCGGAUGUCAACAGAUAUGCGUCAACAUGAUGGGCAGCUACGAGUGCCGUUGCCGAGAGGGCUUCUUCCUGAGUGACAACCAGCACACCUGCAUCCAGAGGCCAAAAGAAGGACUGAAGUGCAUGGAUAAGAACCAUGGCUGUGCUCACAUCUGCAGAGAAACACCCAAAGGAGGCAUUGCUUGUGAGUGCAGGCCAGGGUUCCAGCUCACCAAGAACAUGAGGGACUGCAAGUUGACGUGUAACUAUGGCAACGGGGGUUGCCAGCACACCUGCGAGGACACGGAGCAGGGGCCCAAGUGCGGCUGCCACAUGAAGUUCGCCUUGCACUCUGACGGAAAGACAUGUGUAGGGGAAAGGAGUGUCCAGCAGCAGGCAGUCCCACAGCUGUUACCCAAUGAGACGUGUGCUGUGAAUAAUGGCGGCUGUGACAGCACCUGCCAUGACGCAGUGACUGGAGUGCGCUGCAGCUGCCCCGUGGGCUUCACCCUGCAGCCGGACCGCAAGACCUGCAAAGACAUCGACGAGUGUCGCCUGAACAACGGGGGGUGUGACCAUGUGUGCCGGAACACGGUGGGCAGCUUCGAGUGCAGCUGCAAGAAGGGCUACAAGCUGUUGACCAAUGAGAGGACCUGCCAAGAUAUUGACGAGUGCUCCUUUGACCGAGCCUGUGACCACUCUUGCGUCAACUCCCCCGGCAGCUUCCAGUGUUUCUGCCACAAGGGAUAUGUCCUGUAUGGCCUGGCACACUGUGGAGAUAUUGAUGAGUGCAGUAUUAACCGUGGGGGUUGUAAGUUUGGCUGUAUCAACACGCUGGGUAGCUACGAUUGUACCUGUCCACCUGGAUACAAACUCCACUGGAACAGAAAGGACUGUGUCGAGCUGGUGAAAUGUGUCUCCAGUUUAGUAUCUCCCAAGGCAACACUGACCUGUAGCAAAAAUGGAAAAAGAGAGAGCUGCUCUCUCACUUGCGCGUCCAAAGCUCACUAUCUGGCAGAGUCUGAUAACAGCUAUACAGUGAGCUGUGGAAUCCCAGUACUGCGAGGGAAAACACCUGCCAGACUCAACUCCAGCUACAGCCAUAGCUGCAUAGAGACUCUGGCCCCUCCAGUGAAGCAGACCACCUCCUUCAAGAUCAAAGACGCAAAGUGCCACCUGCACCCCAAGCUGAAGGGCCGGGUGGACGAGGGGGGGCGCACGCUCGGGCCAGGAGGCGGGCAGCCCUGCAGCAACUGCCUGGUCACCUUCGUCAACCUCAAGUGCGACUCCUCCAAGAAGACCAAAGGUCGGCGCGCCCGCAACCCGGCCAGCAAGGAGGUGACCCGCAUCACGCUGGAGCUGGAGGCCGAGGUGAAGCCGGGGGACACCACAGGAAGCUGCAACCUCAGCUGCCUGAGGCAGCGCAUGGAGAAGCAGGUCAAGUUGUACAUCAAGGCCCUGAAGAAGUCCAUCAAUCAGGAGCGGUUCCUGAUCCGCGUGGCGGGGCUGGAGUACGAGGUGGCUCAGAAGCUGCCGCAGGCGGGCGACAGGCAGGAGAACUGCGGCCCGGGCCGGGAGAAGGACAGCGGCCGCUGUGGUAAGGGAGGCGCAGGCAGGAGCUGCCAUUCACUCUGCUCGGAAGUUAGUUUCCUG